GUUACCCCUAGCCCCGCCUGAGAGGUGGGAGCCAAGUGCUUUCUUGGGUGACACAGGAGCAGCUUCUACGUUCGAUUGAGCGGGCCUGGGAAAGGUUCCCAGAAGGCCGCGCGCUGGAGUCUCUGAGCGCAGUCAUGGCGGGCUUGGUGAAGAAGACUACUGGCCUGGUGGGGUUGGCCGUUUGCGACACUCCACACGAGAGGCUAACAAUAUUGUAUACAAAGAUUCUUGAUCUUCUGAAGCACUUUCCUAAACAUGCAGCCUACAGAAAGUACACAGAACAGAUCACCAGUGAGAAGCUGGAGUUGGUCAAAUUGGAACCAGAUGUUAAAAAAUUAGAAAACUUGCUUCAGGGUGGUGAAGUAGAAGAGGUGAUUCUUCAGGCUGAAAAAGAACUAAGUCUGGCAAGAAAAAUGUUGCAGUGGAAGCCCUGGGAGCCACUGGUGGAGGAGCCCCCUGCUAACCAGUGGAAGUGGCCAAUAUAAUCCCAGUGUCUGAUGAUGGAUGAAUCUAAUGUGCAAUUAAAUGUUCUGUGAUGCUAACGUGUUCAUGUUAUUGACUUUAAUUAGAAGUAUGUAUGUGUAUUAUAUUUCGGAGACAUUUAGAGGACAACAUUGGUGGCUUGCAGUUUCUCAUUUCUGAUGUCACACAGUGAGCUUGCUGUGCCUCUGUCUCUGUCUUUCUCCAUUGAAUUUCUUCUCCUAUUGGUUUUGGGCAUCUUUGACAGAUGUAUCUUGGCAGACAAGAAAAUGAUCUUCAACUUUGGUGUCUCCUGUCCUUGCUACACAUCUGGACUUAAGGCUGACUAUUCCAGUUACUGGGCAGUCUUCCUUUUGGGAUGCAAAUGGCUUUUACCUUGGAUAACCAUAGAUAUAUUCAGCUUGGGAUGGUUGUGGAUGGGUGUGUAAUGAUUUUAUAAAGAUGACAGGUGUACACUAGGACUGUCCUGAGCAAACAGCAUAUGAUACCCUACCAGAGUGAUGUUAGGAUGUCACUUACUGGAGGCCACAUCUAUUGAGUGUGAGGCCAGCAAGAGGCAGUUUCUAUUGUGCCCCUAGACUCAUUCUCCCUUGCCUUUCACUCAGAUUUGCAGGAUAGAAGAAAAUGCUUGUCUUAAUUUUUCUCCCUUUCCUAAAGAACAGUAGAAUGCUGCUAACUAAAUCUGGGUGUUUCUCCAAAAGGAAAUGAACGUCCGUGGGGUAAGGCUCAUGUAAAGGCUACUGUUAUGCCCCUGUCUGUGCAUGUGCUGGGCAUUAGUGAAAGAUGCUAAACAGCUAAGCAUCACACAUUUUUGUUCACAUUAAAGUUUUCCCAAAAACCGUGGAUGAGAUCCUAAAAUGUACAUUCAGAUUGAAGGUAGUUGGUGGAGACUACAGAAAUGUAUAUGCAAGUCUCUUUAGAGGUAGUCCUCUAAAACUAGUGGAGUCGUGCAAAAAAAUGACUUAGUAUGGUCAGGGAGGCCUGGUUCAGAGGUGUGCAUGGCUGUGUGCUCACUAGUGCUUGAGAUGGAACCUAGGCCCUCGCACAAGUGAGAAGCACACCAUACGUGUGUGUGCAGAGCCAUAGGAGAGCCCUAGGACAACUUAAAGUAUGUCACUCCCCGAGUACCAUUCAACCUUCCCCUCCCCCCGCCGCCAUUUUUUUAAAUUUUAUUGGUUUGUUUGUUUGUUUAUUUUUUAAGACAGAAUCUCUCAUUGGCCUAGGAAGGUUUCUCCUGCAUUGGAAUUGCAAGUCUGUGGCACCAGCCCUGUUUUGUAAAGAUGGCUUCUAGAAGUCAAAUUUAGGUUCUCGUGUAAGUCAAGCAUUCUGCAGUUGGCUUCUCUUCAGGUUCCUGGUCUGGAUUUCGUACUUUUUUCAUAGCUCAUGUGCAAGAGCAGCUCUGAAGAGGUCCACCAGCGGCACAGACUGACCUGGUAUGACCAGAAUAUUCUGUGAACCUGGCUGUAGGAAAUGGGAACGUAGCAAAUCACAUGAAUAAAGACAGUGUGUUUUGAAUGUGCCAUAGAACUCAUGAAUUGUGUGCCCUCCACUGUUAGUUAAUUUUCAAAGCAGUCUUCAAAUGUCGAAGUGUACUCAAUGAUCUAUUAAUUUCUGUAUAUGAUUGUAAAUUGCAAGAUAUGUUUCAGGAUAUCAUGAUUCUCAGUUUUCAUGUGGACCUUGUAGCUUUCUUAGAGCUAAACAUGCACUACCUUGUUACAGAAUAUCACAUUUUACUCUUUUUCUGAGCAUGGAUUCCUUUUCUCCAGAGAAAAACAGGCCUGCAAAUCUCUGGAAUAGAGACUUCCAUAGCUCACUUGUAAAUAAACCCAACCUAAGUUGA
Molecule: messenger RNA, 2320 nt
Organism: Rattus rattus (black rat)
Lineage: Eukaryota; Metazoa; Chordata; Mammalia; Rodentia; Muridae
Gene: Ndufa5
Product: NADH:ubiquinone oxidoreductase subunit A5
Exons: 5
Coding region: 135-485 (116 amino acids)
Biological process (GO): respiratory electron transport chain
Source: RefSeq, a predicted model, not a curated record